Coregonus sp. 'balchen' is the source of this 1036-nucleotide messenger RNA. The record is from the annotation of a GenBank genome assembly. Lineage: Eukaryota; Metazoa; Chordata; Actinopteri; Salmoniformes; Salmonidae.
AUGCAUUACUACAUGACCAUUCUUACAUCAUUGAAGGUGAAUAGACUGACUGACGAGUUGUGUUUGAUUGGCAGGUCUGCCCCAGCAGCUGCCGGCGCCCCCCCCGCAGAUGGAGCGGCGCCCCCUCCCAACCUCACUAGCAACCGCCGCCUGCAGCAGACACAGGCUCAGGUGGAUGAGGUGAGUAACAUGCAGACACACUCACCUUGUAUUACGCACAUACUGACCCACAGAAAUAUCAUAACGUUGCUCACAUGUUGUGAAUAGUCACAAGCUGACAUGGACUGGAUGAAUGCGUGUCCAACACACUAAUGUAAACAAUACAUUACUGUAUGUAACACUGUGGAGCACACACAGCCACUCAGUCUGAGAUGAUUGAGUGAUUCACCCUGUAUGUUUUCGGCCCAUGUGUCUGCCCUCCCCAGGUGGUGGAUAUCAUGCGUGUAAACGUGGAUAAGGUUCUGGAGCGUGAUCAGAAGCUGUCAGAGCUGGAUGAUCGGGCUGAUGCCCUGCAGGCUGGAGCCUCACAGUUUGAGACCAGCGCUGCAAAACUCAAGAACAAGUACUGGUGGAAGAAUGCCAAGGUAAUAGACUGUGAUAGAUUGUCCUUUGGUCAACAUUUAUUUAUGAUAAUAGUAGUUCCCUUUGAGGCUUGAAGUAUACCUCGUGAUUGACCUCAUGUUCCAUCACCCCUGAUUUACUGCCUCUCCAUGUCCAACUCUGCUUCCUUCAGAUGAUGAUUAUCCUGGGACUGAUAUGUGCGAUUGUCCUCAUUGUCAUCAUCGGUAAGGGUCACACCCACACUCUCCCUGCCAUGGCAGUUUGAAUGAAGAUAUACUCUCUGCUUCAAUAGUAUAUUUUUUCUCACCCCCUCUCUCUCUCGCUCUCUCUCUCUCUCUCUCUCUCUCUCUUUUGCUCUCUGUCUCUCUAAUUCUCUCUCUCGCCAGUCUACUUCAGCACCUAAGAUGAGUGGCUCCUACCCCAGUCUGCAGUCAAGACUGCCCGCUCCCUUGCAACAGAAAAUCCUUUAAAUUGA